This is a messenger RNA of Leptopilina heterotoma, 1553 nucleotides long. RefSeq names its product cytoplasmic tRNA 2-thiolation protein 2 (gene Ctu2). The transcript is spliced from 3 exons. The coding region runs from base 122 to 1522 and encodes 466 amino acids. Gene Ontology annotation, cellular component: cytosol. NCBI's taxonomy places the organism in Eukaryota, Metazoa, Arthropoda, Insecta, Hymenoptera, Figitidae. Gene Ontology annotation, biological process: tRNA wobble position uridine thiolation. The record is from RefSeq and is a predicted model, not a curated record. Gene Ontology annotation, molecular function: sulfurtransferase activity; tRNA binding.
AUUACGAGCCUGGCUAGACGAACAUAACCUCAAAACGUCAAAACAACACGAGACUAGUGAAAAUAUUCUCUUUUUUUAUUAACUAUUAUAGUUAAUUAUUUAUUUAAAGUGAUUGAAUAAUAUGUGCAGUGUAAAUGACGACGAUUGUGGAAUUGAGGAAAGAAAUCCCAUAAUAUCGAAAACAAAUUUGGACGUUUCAAAAUGUAAAAAAUGCGAGGAAAAUGAGACAGUGAUUGUUUUACGGGGCAAAGAUGCAUAUUGUAAAAAUUGUUUCCUCGCCUCAUCGACACACAAGUUUCGUGCAACACUUGGAAAAUCGAAAAUUAUCCGUCCCAAUGAUAAUAUUCUCGUUGCACAUUCUGGAAGUGCAGCAUCGUCAGUUCUUUUACAUUUAAUUCACGCUGGAAUGCAUGAAUCUGCCCACAAACGACUUAUUUUCAAAUCGAAAGUUCUUUACAUUGACGAGGGAAUUUUAGAAGAGAAAACUCACGAUGAACAAAGAACGACAGUGGAAAAAAUUGCAAAUCAGUUAAAAACUUUCGAUUUUUCUGGAUUUACGACAAAAAUAAAUGAAUCACUCUCGGAAUCAGAUUUGAAAAUUUUCCCUAUUGACUCUCCAGGGGAAGAAAAUGCAAAAGAAGAAGAAGAAACAAAAAAUACUUUCUUAAAACUUUCGGAGCAGUCAGCGAAAAAUGAUCUCCUGGUAAAAUUACGCACGAGACUUUUAAUACGCGCCGCACGUCAUCUCAAUUGCAAUAAAAUAUUUACCGCCGAGACAGCAACUUCUCUUUCAAUAUCAAUUUUAUCAAAUAUCACAAUGGGUCGUGGAGCACAUCUUUCAUUGGACGUUGGUUUCGCUGAUACACGCAUUUCGGACAUAAUGAUUUUACGACCAAUGCGCGCCUUUACAAAUUUGGAAAUUGAUUACUAUCAACGUUUUCACAAAAUUCAAAGUCCACUCGAAUUUCCUAAAACUACGAAUCAAAAUUUAAAAUCAAUACAAACGUUAAUUGAUCAAUUUGUCAAUGAAAUGGAUAAGGAAUCACAUUCAACAGUGUCGACCGUAUUGCGAACGGGCGAAAAACUUUGUACAUUAAUUUCUGAUGAGAAAUUUGAAAAAUACUGUAUUUUAUGUAAUUCACCGCUUGAUACAACGAUUAAUGGUGAUAUUUCCGCACUACAAGCGAUUAAUUACUCUGAAUUUGUUUCGACAAACGUUGUUGAACCCCACAGCGAAAAAAUUGAGCCGAAUAGUGAAAAUUUUAUUGGAAAUUGUGAAACAAAUGACGAGAGAAUUGGAAAUUCGGAAAAUAAUUGCAAUUGCAGUAGUGGUAAAAGAAAUUGUGGGGAGAAAAAUGAAAAUAUUUUGGUAAUUUUGAAAAAUAAUCUCUGUUAUGGCUGUCGUUUGAUUGUUGUUAAUUUUAAGGAUGUUAAAGAUAUUCCAUCGUUUAUGUUAAAUAAAGCGAGAAAUUUAAUGUCAUUUGAGAAAAUGCAUGAGGAAAUUGCUGAUUUUUUACUAUGAGAGAUAAAUAAUAAAAGUAGAAUUUCAAAAA